UAUUUGGUCAUACUUAAAAUCGCGUUACUGAUGUUCAGUAUUAGCAUCAUUUUAAAGCACUGAGGUUCAAUGAAAAGGAUGAAAUCAUUACUGGUAUUAUUAUUUAUUUCUGGUACGAUCUGUUUCGCUCAUGGAUGGACCGAGACUAUACCAGUUGACAUGGAUCCAGAUCAACCAAACGUAUGCGUUUAUGAACCAGCGGGAAAACUGAGGGUUGGAGAGACCAAACCAUUGCUUCCUACGCGCUGUGCUUGCGCAGCGUGUAGUCAUCAAUUGAUCACACUAGUCGGAUGCGAAGCAGUGGCAGCCGCACCACCAUGCGUCGUGCAACCUGAAGAUUUAACUAAACCAUACCCGCUGUGCUGCCCGUUGGUCAGUUGUCCCUAGAAGCAGAGUGAAAUAAGAAAAUGUUUUCGUUGGAAUUUUACAAGAUAAAACUGCAAUAUAAUUUUGUUGGAUAUUGAUGAACUUCAUGCAAGGAAUAAAACUUAAAAUCCGGGACCCACUACGUGGUUGUUAAAAAUCCGACCAUCAGGAUUCGGCAUUUAUUUUUAGUGUAAAAUCAGAAAAUUUUCGUUGUCUUGCAGCGCCCCUCAAGAAAUGACGAUGAAAUCUCACUCAUUUUGAGAAUAUGACUUUAAGUUACUGUUCUUGUUUGGACAUUAUAUGCCAUGCUUCUUCA
Messenger RNA from Photinus pyralis (common eastern firefly), 682 nucleotides. RefSeq lists its product as uncharacterized. The record is from RefSeq and is a predicted model, not a curated record. The transcript is spliced from 3 exons. Lineage: Eukaryota; Metazoa; Arthropoda; Insecta; Coleoptera; Lampyridae. The coding region runs from base 70 to 387 and encodes 105 amino acids.